GGGAGAAAAACUCUUGCCUCUGUUUCAGGUACCCUGCUUGAAGUAUCCCAGAACACAGCUGAGGGCAAGACAACUUCUGAAAAACCCAAACAGAAGAAGAACCGCUGCUUCACUUGCCGGAAGAAGAUCGGGCUAACUGGCUUCGACUGCCGCUGCGGGAACCUGUUCUGUGCCAUCCACCGGUACUCCGACAUGCACGCCUGCCCCUAUGACUACAAGGCAGAAGCCGCCGAGAAGAUCCGUAAGGAGAACCCGGUCGUUAUCGCUGAGAAGAUCCAGAAGUUGUGAAGGGGGCUGAGCAGCUGGAACUGCAGCCAGGUGGCCUGCUUGCUCCUCUCCUUCCUCCCAGCCUUCCCCCUCUUCCUCCCAGCCCCAUCAGUGGUGCGAUGGGGACUCCAGCAGCACACCCGAACCAGCACCUGGACACGGAGACCCCUCACAUCUCUUUGGCAGAC
Pterocles gutturalis (yellow-throated sandgrouse) is the source of this 455-nucleotide messenger RNA. RefSeq names its product AN1-type zinc finger protein 6-like. Lineage: Eukaryota; Metazoa; Chordata; Aves; Pterocliformes; Pteroclidae. The annotation marks the transcript as partial. The transcript is spliced from 2 exons. Gene Ontology annotation, molecular function: zinc ion binding. The record is from RefSeq and is a predicted model, not a curated record.